GCAGGUGUUGACCUCACCUGAGGAAUCUCAGCGUCCGGUGACAGAAGUGGUCGAAGAUAAAGCAAAAUAAAAAUAAUUGGCUUUUUAAUCACUCGAUAUGGCCGAAUGUGAGAGAAAGGCCCGAAAGUUACACAAUAACAGAAACGAAAGUGAAACCCUUUACUCUGAAUCAGAUCACAUUCUGUUCUGACAGAACGAGGAACCAAACGCCAAACUCCACUGAAAGAAAAUGGCUCAGGCUGAUAUUGACGAGGGAUUAUAUUCUCGACAGCUGUACGUGAUUGACCAUGAUGCAAUGCGUCGCAUGGGAAAGGCUGAUGUCCUCAUUGCUGGAAUGCGAGGUCUUGGUGUGGAGAUUGCCAAGAAUGUGAUCCUGGCUGGAGUUCGAUCGGUCACCAUUCAGGAUGAGGGUGUGGUGGAGUGGAGAGAUCUGUCCUCUCAGUUUUACCUAAAGGAAGCUGAUCUGGGUCAGAACAGGGCUUUGUGCUCUGAGAAGCAGCUCUCUAGUCUGAAUGUCUAUGUUCGAGUGUCUGCCUGGACCAAAAAACUCGAUGAGGACUUCCUCAGUAAGUUCCAGGUGGUGGUGCUCACAAAUUCACCUUUAGAAGAGCAGCUACGUGUGGGAGCAUUUUGUCAUUCGAACAAUAUAAAGUUUAUUGUGGCUGACACCAGAGGGCUUUGUGGGCAGCUGUUUUGUGACUUUGGCGAAUCAUUUGAGGUCAGAGACACAAAUGGAGAGACUCCAGUAUCAGCCAUGAUUGCUCAUAUCAGCAAGGACAAUCCAGGCAUAGUGACAUGCACAGAUGAGGAAAGCCACGAGUUCACCGAUGGCAUGUUUGUGAAUUUCUCUGAGAUUCAAGGCAUGACUGAACUCAAUAGUUAUGGCCCCAUUGAGAUCAAAGUGAGAGACAUCUACUCCUUCAGUAUUUGUGACACUUCAAACUUUUCUGAGUAUGUGAAGGGUGGAGUGGCAACUGAAGUGAAACAGACUGAAAUCCUCAGCUUUAAACCUCUGAAUGUGGCUCUGGAUGAAGCGAUCAGAGAUCCUGAGCUUGUGGAGAUGACAGACUAUGGCAAGACACAAAGACACCUGUCUCUGCAUCUGGCCUUCCAGGCCCUGCAUAGAUUCACUCAGAAAUACAGCCGGGCACCCCAUCCUAGAUCCCAGGCUGAUGCUGAAGUGCUGGUUACUAUCACAAAAGAGCUUUGCACAGAUGCAAAGUUUGAUGAGCUUGAUGAAGACGCUGUAAGGCAGUUAUCUCUGGUUGCCAGCGGUGACCUGGCACCUGUCAAUGCCUUCAUUGGCGGUCUGGCUGCUCAGGAGGUGGUGAAGGCAUGCAGUGGUAAAUUCACUCCUCUCAGACAGUGGCUGUACUUUGAUGCCCUGGAAUGCCUACCUCAGGAGAACGAUGGAGUCCUUUCUGAAGACGCCUGUGCUCCUAGAGACAGCCGAUAUGAUGGGCAGAUUGCUGUGUUUGGAUCUGCUUUUCAAGACAAACUGAAGAAACAGAGCUAUUUUCUGGUCGGAGCUGGAGCAAUUGGUUGUGAGCUGCUGAAGAACUUCGCUCUGAUUGGUCUGGGUGCGGGAGAGGGCGGGAACAUCACGGUGACUGACAUGGACUCUAUUGAGCGAUCAAAUCUGAAUCGACAGUUUCUUUUCCACUCUAAGGACAUUGGGAGACUGAAGUCUGAGGUGGCGGCAGAGUCUGUUAAAGAAAUGAACCCUUACAUGAACAUCACCGCUCACCAGAACCGUGUGUGUCCUGAGACGGAGGAGGUCUACGUAACAAGCUCUGGACUUCCAUUCUGGAUGGGCGCAAAGAGAUGUCCACAUCCUUUGACCUUUGACACCAACAAUACCACCCAUAUGGACUUCAUUGUGGCAGCGGGCAAUUUAUAUGGGCAGAUCUAUGGGAUUACAGGCUCAAGAAAUCGUGCCGAUAUUCAGAGCAAUCUGCAGGGGGUAAAAGUGCCCGAGUUCACCCCUAAAUCUAGUGUAAAGAUAGCAGUGACCGACCAGGAGCUGAAAGAGGAAAAUGAGGAGAGAAAAGAAGAAGACAAAGUCAAGCUGGAGAUGUUAAAGGAGAAGCUGUCCAAACUCCAGCUGAAGGACCAAAGCUUCCGGAUGCAUCCACAGGAGUUUGAGAAGGAUGAUGACAGUAAUUUCCACAUGGACUACAUAGUCGCAGCAUCCAACCUGAGGGCAGAGAACUACGAUAUACCAACAGCUGACCGCCACAAAAGCAAGUUAAUUGCUGGCCGCAUCAUUCCAGCAAUCGCCACAACAACAGCUGCGAUCGCCGGGCUGAUGUGUUUGGAGCUCUAUAAGCUUGUCCAGGGUCACCAGAAACUCACAUCCUACCGCAACGCAUAUAUAAACCUGGCCACCCAAUACUUUGUCCUCUCACAGCCUUGUGUGGCCCCGACAUUCACAGUUGCGGGGCGGCGGUACUCUCUCUGGGACGACUUCCUGGUGCAGGGCCGGCAUGAGGGUCAAAAGGAAAUGACCUUGGAGGAACUGCUGAAACACAUUAAGGAAAACCAUAAGUUGAGCAUCACUGGCUUGUAUUAUGGUACUGCUGUACUGUACAGUGAUCUCUCGGAUCAUACUGAUCGCCUGAAGCUAAGCAUAACUGAUUUGGUGCGCACUGCAACUAAGCAUGAGAUUCCAGAUCACCAGCAGAUGUUGGAGAUCGUUCCCUCGUUUGAAGAGGAUGAGGACUUCCAGACCGUCCUGUUCAUCAGAUACCUGCUCAGUCCUGACCACCCACCCCUCACCUCACUAUUAGCAUGAAUGAAGACACUUCCAGAGCAGAGCCAGAGACCCAAAUGAGCUGCAUCUGCUUCAGUUAAUUAAUUUAAUCACCUUUAGACACAUUUGUGUGCGUUCAGUCCUAAUCACAUUACAGCAGUGGAUCUCAUUCACAAAAACACUUGACAGCUGGGUCUUUUUCUUUCUAUUGUAUUCUGGUUACAAACCUUCAAAUUCUAAAGUAAAAUUCUUAAGAUUAAAAAAAAAUCAAAAUCUCAUUAUCAUUCUGUAGUGAAGCCUUUGAAGAGUGCAUUCCACUUCAUUACUGACUUUUAGAAAUGAAGUAUAAUAUUUGCACAGUAUAUGAGCUGUUUGGUGGCAUGUUGAAACUAUGAGCUAUUGCACAACUCUUUAAGAGACUUAUACACAUGAAAUAGAAGGGUUCAAAUAAUUUGAUUGCAGUUGAAUGGAGUUGGUCAAUCUUAGGAGAGCCAAACAAAUUGAACAUUGGUUAGCAUUAAAAAUAUGGGAGAUUAUGAACUGUAAGA
Sinocyclocheilus rhinocerous is the source of this 3300-nucleotide messenger RNA. RefSeq names its product ubiquitin-like modifier-activating enzyme 1. Gene Ontology annotation, cellular component: cytoplasm; nucleus. NCBI's taxonomy places the organism in Eukaryota, Metazoa, Chordata, Actinopteri, Cypriniformes, Cyprinidae. The record is from RefSeq and is a predicted model, not a curated record. Gene Ontology annotation, molecular function: ubiquitin activating enzyme activity. The coding region runs from base 230 to 2794 and encodes 854 amino acids. Gene Ontology annotation, biological process: ubiquitin-dependent protein catabolic process; protein ubiquitination; DNA damage response. The transcript has 23 exons.